AUGGGGGCAGCUACAUGUACCUUGGUGGAUCCUGGCUAGUGCUCAAUAUUUGGUUGCUGUAAGAGAAACUGUGCUAUACGUGAAAAGCAAAUUGAUAUAUGUUCCUCACCAAGUAAGAUUUGCUGUACUGAGAGGUUCUAUGAGGAAAAAUAA
This is a messenger RNA of Manis javanica (Malayan pangolin), 153 nucleotides long. It is a transcript of the gene DEFB114, whose product is annotated as defensin beta 114. The record is from RefSeq and is a predicted model, not a curated record. Lineage: Eukaryota; Metazoa; Chordata; Mammalia; Pholidota; Manidae.